CACCAAUACGAACAACAAUACAUACGUAUACCCCAGACCCCGCCUCGUCUUCUUCCUCGAACCCACCAGUGCGAAACCCAGCAAGCCCAGACCCCGCAGCGUCUAUUCGCUCUUCGUACAGUAUUCCGGCCUUCAUCGUCGGAAGAAUCUGUAGCAUCGGCAUCUGUAAUUAAGAUUCAACCAUUCUAAAUGAUUCUUCCGAUUGACCCAGCAAAUAAAUUAUCGUUUAAGCGCUUUAUUAAAGAUGGAGAUUUGGUCAUUGUGUAUGAGAGGCACGACACAAUGAAAGCAGUGAAGGUCAGUGAGGAUGGGGUUCUGCAGAAUCGUUUUGGUGCUUUUAAGCAUUCUGAAUGGAUAGGUAAACCUUUUGGGUCCAAGGUUUUGAGUAACAAAGGUGCUUUUGUUUACUUGUUAGCUCCAACGCCUGAGCUAUGGACGCUAGUACUGAGUCACAGAACCCAGAUUCUUUAUAUAGCUGAUAUUAGUUUUGUUGUUAUGUACCUGGAGAUCGUUCCUGGUUGUGUGGUUCUUGAAUCUGGUACUGGAAGUGGAUCUUUGACAACUUCGCUUGCAAGGGCUGUUGCCUCCACUGGCCAUAUUUAUACCUUUGAUUUCCAUGAACAGAGAGCUGCCUCAGCUAGGGAGGACUUUGAAAAAACAGGGUUGAGCAGUCUGGUCACAGUAGGAGUAAGAGAUAUACAGGGCGAAGGGUUCCCUGAUGAAUUUUGUGGGAGAGCAGAUUCAGUAUUCUUAGACCUUCCUCAACCUUGGCUUGCCAUUCCUUCUGCUGGCAAAAUGUUGAAACCAGAUGGGGUAUUGUGCUCCUUCUCUCCAUGCAUUGAGCAAGUACAACGCUCAUGUGAAGCACUCAAAUCACAGUUUACAGAUAUAAGAACAUUUGAAGUACUUCUUCGCACCUAUGAAGUUAGACAAAAGAUACUAGAGAGCUGCCCAGUAAAUGAAGGAGAUUCUAUUGAGCGUCCUCCACGGAAGAGGAGGCAGGGUUCUGCUGAAGGAAGCAAUGGGACUGAAUGUUCUUCUUCUCCUACAGUGGUGAUUAGGCCUUCUGGUGAGGCAAGAGGUCAUACUGGCUAUUUGACAUUUGCCAGACUCAAAUGUUUUGUGUAGUAUGUUUCAACGAAUAUCCAAUUUUUGUGGUCGGGUACACUGUCCGUCCUUUAGAUGUUGUGCUUAUUUUUUUUGUUGAUUCUACGAGUAGAUAUCAGACAAUUUUGUCUUGAGAUUUAACAAAAAGGUAAAGAAUUGCUUCUACUCG
Solanum verrucosum is the source of this 1276-nucleotide messenger RNA. RefSeq lists its product as uncharacterized. Gene Ontology annotation, cellular component: nucleus; tRNA (m1A) methyltransferase complex. The record is from RefSeq and is a predicted model, not a curated record. NCBI's taxonomy places the organism in Eukaryota, Viridiplantae, Streptophyta, Magnoliopsida, Solanales, Solanaceae. Gene Ontology annotation, biological process: tRNA methylation. The transcript has 4 exons. The coding region runs from base 190 to 1128 and encodes 312 amino acids.